UUGGAGGGGCCACGAAAAAUUAAAACAAGUUGAAGUCUCUUGUAAAAAAACGAAAAUUUCCUUCUUGAAAUAGGCGGCUCCAGUCCGGAGGACAACCUUUCAAAAUUUCCAGCCGACGUAGAUAUUUCACCAAGCUCGCCAUGGAUCGAGUGACAAAGCCGCAGAAGAAAAUGCUCAUUACAUUACUGCGGGAAACAAAAUACAUGGAGGGCAAGAAGGAGAAGGAGUGGUAUUGGGAAAAAAUCCAAGCAGCAUUAAAUACAAUUGGACCCAAAAAGACUAUAAUCCAAUGGAAAAAGUGCUGGCGAGACAUGCGCCUGACCACUAGGAAAAAAUUAGCGGAACUAAAGCGUUGUCAGCUCUCGGGAGGAUCGCCGCCUCCUGGCAUUGAGUUAAAUCAGGAGGAUAACGACAUCAUUGACAUCGUUGGCACUGAAUAUUUUUAUGAGGAAAUGAAUGGAGAGCUUAAGCCAGAGAAUUUCAUGUCUGGCUUUGAUUAUGUGCCGGAACAUUUUUGCGAUGCCAUUCUGACAGCUGCUGCAGGCCAGCAGCAACAGCAGCAGCAUAUGCAGCACCCCAAGGAUCCCCAGUCCCAUGGGCAGGACCAUCAUGGUCAGGAUGGAGAGACAAACGAUGCCCCGGGCUCUUCGAAUGGUGGGUCCUAUCAAGGUCAACUGCAGCAGUCUCAUAAUGGAACGGUGGGAGGAGACCAUGUCAGUGGUAGCAGUGGGACCCAGGCGCAUUCGGGAAUGCCACAACAUCCCGCAUUUCAUGGUAGCCUGCAUCCGCAUCUUCUAAGGCGACAGCAUGGCAGCAAUGCAUCACUUACUCGAGAAUCUCCGUUUGAGGAGAAACUGUUGCAAUUCAUGCAAGACGCCUUUCCCAAGAAGAGCAAGAAGCGCAAACAGCGGGAUCCAGAUAGACUCUUCCUGCUCUCUCUAUACGAGGAAAUCAAGCGUGUGCCCGAGGAAAUUCGCCUGGAUGUCAAGUCUGAGCUAAUGCAAAUUUUAAAGAAGUACCAAAAGAAGUCUCCUGUCAAGGCGGAAAAGUCUUCAGCCUCUUCUACUUCGACCUCGUCGCAAAAGCAAAGUUCCAGUGGAUCUAGCAGCGCCAGCUCGGCGGCAGCCCAUCUAUCCCACAGCAUGUACCAGUUACAGAAAAAGAGCGAAAAGGAGACCUCGCCUCAAUCUCAAGUGGAUCGGGUUGCCGUUACGUCCGGUGCUUCUGCAUCCUCUGCCGUCUCUCUUCAUGCCGCCCAACAGUUGCCGCUAUUCCAACUGCCGAAAAAGUACGAGGAGAGCGUUGUCGACAAGGAUCAACGGAAACACGCGGAAGCGGUUGCCCACCAGCAGCAGCAUGCCGCCCACCAGCAACCGCCACCGCCGCCACCGAAUGAACAGCAUCUGCAUCAUCCGCAAAUGGCACACAACAUCAUGUUCCCCUUAGCCCAGUUGCGCAACGAGCAAUCACAACACCAUGCCCAUAAUCCCCACCAGCAACAACAACAUCCACACCAGCAACAGCAGCAGCAACAACAGCAACAGCAAGCACAACAACAACAACAUCACCCGCCUACCAUAUUUGGCUCCGCCCCCAGCACAGAUCGCCCGGCCAUGUCCUACGAGAAUGUCGGAUGAGUGUUAAGCCGUCUGUGGGAAGCCACUCAUCGCCCAUCAUCGACUCAUGUGUCCCCCACGACGGCAGAUGCGCACAACAACUGUUAGCCAAGCUCACAAUCAGUCUGUGGAACUGUGUGCAAACAAUUUGUUUUAAACAUUUCUAUACUUUAGACUUUACUUUACUCCUGUUUUUCGUAAGAUUCUCGUAUGUAGGAGCCAUCAUGCAACGAUCCUCAUGUAAAAUGUAAAACAACAAUAACAAUAACUUUAAUUGUUUAAAAUUCUACGUUUAGUUCUUUUGGGAAUGCAACAAAAAACUGAAUUUAUUGAUAGUAAACAACAACCAGAAAUAUACACAAACGUACACACAUAAA
Molecule: messenger RNA, 1993 nt
Organism: Drosophila willistoni
Lineage: Eukaryota; Metazoa; Arthropoda; Insecta; Diptera; Drosophilidae
Exons: 3
Coding region: 141-1637 (498 amino acids)
Cellular component (GO): nucleus
Molecular function (GO): DNA binding
Source: RefSeq, a predicted model, not a curated record